AACCAUGUAGUGCCUCAACGACUCAGCGCUUCCUGGUACCUACAACACUGUCCUCCGGACCUCACUCAACAUGGCGUUCGACGAGGACAGCGGCCUGGUCUACAGCGAAACCACCAUGUCAACCAAGUCUAUGCACAAGCAGCUGCUGCCAGUCUAUUCCGAAGCACAACCCAGGCCGAAGCCUCGGCCGAAUCGGCACGGGUCUGGCUCAAGAUUUCUCUUCGAUAUGACAAUGCGGUCUUUGCUGCGCAAUCUCGAUUCGUUGAGUGCCAGCUCUCUGGAGAAUGUCCCCAAUCCGGUUCUGGAGUGUAUAUGGAAAGCUAUUCAGGAGAAACGUUGUUUUUGGCAAGACUACCUGAAGCUUGAUGGCCGCAUGUCGCAGCGAUCAAACAAAUGCAGCAGCCGUGACUACCGUUCAAGAGCACCACAUCUCAACGAGGGCCCAUCCGAUUCAUCUCUAAACACAUUCUUGAGUGACUGGGUGCCGAGAACACUGGAAGAUGAACAUUCGCCCAUGGUCCGCCUGCGGUUGAGCGACCCACCUUUGCGAUCUCCAGAAUAUGGUGGUCGUGAGCCGCCGUUUCUCACUACCUGUACUCACCACUUCCGGAAGCAGAUGGGAAAGGCGAUUGUCCCGCCACCCGGCAAUACUGCGACCGCCGCUUCCAAAAAGCGCAGAUUCAGGGACUCCAAAUCUCAAUCACUUAACAACGUACUUGCUGGUAUGUGA
Messenger RNA from Zymoseptoria tritici IPO323, 730 nucleotides. RefSeq lists its product as uncharacterized. Lineage: Eukaryota; Fungi; Ascomycota; Dothideomycetes; Mycosphaerellales; Mycosphaerellaceae. The transcript is spliced from 2 exons. The record is from RefSeq and is a predicted model, not a curated record. Bases 71 to 730 code for a protein of 219 amino acids.